Molecule: messenger RNA, 3077 nt
Organism: Styela clava
Lineage: Eukaryota; Metazoa; Chordata; Ascidiacea; Stolidobranchia; Styelidae
Source: RefSeq, a predicted model, not a curated record
UUUUAUAAUUCACUUCAGAGUUGAGAGAAAUAAUAAGUUAUUGCAUAUAUAACUAGACCUGAAAACAUUUAAAAACCAAGUAGAAGCAUCAGUGCAUAAAUUAAAUAAUUCAACUGAUGUAAACUGCAAAUAGCUACAAUCGUCAGGCGGACAUAUUAUACUAAAAUCUGAAAAUGAAUUUCGUCAGUUCAAAGCAGAAUUUUUUGACAUGGAAAUACAUUUUAGUUACUUUACUCAUUUACACCAUCACACAAAGCGCAGAUGCCCAAACGACCAAUACUUCUACGUUUACUUUUGCUGAUUUUGCACCGUAUAUACCGUCCACAGCUACCAAAACAUUUACGACGAGCCUCACGCUUUUGUCGGUUAACGUCAACCAGUCCGAGUUUGAUGAAGGUGUUUUCAUAAAUUCGACCAACCAAUUCUAUUCAUCUAAGUUUCCUGGAUUCACAUCAGUGACGAUGAUAAGUAACUCGUCAAAUAAUUCAACAAAUGAAAUUCAGGUAUCGUAUGAAAUAAAAUACAACUACACACUAUUCAUUGCCAGUGGAUCGAGUGAGGCAGCAAUAACAAACCAAAUUGGAAAUUCAACUUCGGUCAAAUCAGGACUCGAAUCAAUUUCAAUUUUUUCAACUUUGUACAACGUAUCCAGCAACGAAACUACAUUUUCAUUUUCAAGUAAUCAAAUUUGCCAGGCAAUUAACUGCGGUUCAUCGUAUGCAGCAUGCUUUGAAAGUACCUUUGGGUUGACGCCAAUUUGUCGCAGCAUAUGUUUCAGCACGUUUACUUGUUCGAAUGAUGGUGUGUGCGUUCACAGAAGUCCGACCCUAUCUCCAAAUUGCAAUUGCAUCGGAUCUGCCUCUAUUUGGUACAUCGGGAGAUAUUGUGAAUAUAAAGUAGAAGUAUGGAUGAUAGUUGUGUUCAUUAUCGGCUUCCUCAUAUUAAUUUGUCUCAUAUUGUUAAUCGGUUGGUUAUGUUGCCGCAAAAGAGCAAAGAGUCGUCAAAAACAAUACAUGACAACUGCUGUGCAGCCGAAGAAAACUACACAGAAUUCCAUGAUUACACGAACUACUAACACCGCUAACACAAACAACAAACAGAAACCAUCUGGACGUAGUGGGGUUGCACAGCGGCAACAGUCAAACACAGUCAACGAAGAAUCCGACAUAGGGGUUUUAGGCAGCCCAAUGACGUCGGCUGCUUUGGUGACGGUACAAGAGUCUACAUCGGCAUCGGAUAUUUCAACACGAACUCCUGAAUUUUACCCUGAGCCGCCGGAUGUCAAGGAAUCCGUACAACCUCCUACAACAACCCUUGUAGGCCUACAAAGUGCGCCUGCUGCAGCUCCAGAAUCUGACGACGAAAGUAGUGAUUCUAGUGAAUCUGAAAGUCCACCCGUACGAACAGUGUCACCUUCUUCAUCUGGUAGUGAAAAUCAAACUCAACGAUAUGACAGCCUACGGUUUCCAGACACAAGUCCGAACGAUACAGAAGAGUAUGCCAAGCUGACAUUGGUUUGAGAUUGAUCUGCUUUUAAUAACCGAAGAACAUACUAUGCAAAAGAUAAACUAACAUGAACACCAGAAAGAAAUUUCACACGCAGAGAGAAGCAUGAAGGAGAUAAACGGAUAUGCAUGGCGGCAAAUAAAACUCAAAUGCAUUGCAUGUCUCCUCUAAGCUUGGAUUGAGAACGUUGCUCAAUGCCUUUUUUGUCAAUAAUAUUAUCUAAACAAAAUUAUUUGCAAAUGAGAUACAUUUGAAUGCCGAAAUUAAUAUUAUGAUUUUUUACGAACGUCUUUCGCUUUUGGUUAUUUUGAUUCCUAUUUAUUAUACAAAAAUGCAGCAAAUUCACUUACAAUUUGCAGUAAAUAAAUAAACUGUCCAUCUGUCUUCAGUUGAGUCAAUUUGUUAUACAACUUUGUAUGUAUAUUGUACACUGCUCUGACUAAAAUUUGGAACGAGCGAUGAUAGCAGUAAAAAAUUAAAAUCCUUUGCAGUAUUGCAUGAAGACUGAUAAGCAUGUUUAAAUGUCUCUCAAUUUUUCUUCUUAUUGAAAAUUUAACAAUAAGUGGUAAUUUUCACAGAUCAUUUCGGGGUACCGCUCAUUGGACUUUGACAGCUUGAAUCCAUGGGAAAAAGGAACUCAAACAAACACAAGAAUUGAUAUUAUUUUGCCGGAUUCUAUUCUGAUGCAGAAAAUGUAAAAUCCUGUAUAUAAUGUGAACGAGACCUCGAUUUUAAACUCAAUACUAAUUAUCUCGCCAAUAUAUAGUUAUUAUACAAUUGGUGUCUUAUGCUCCGUUCGAAGGGAAUGUCUCAAACGCCGUGUAUGGAAAUUAUACAUUCACUAGUUAAUCAUCCCUCGUAAUUUUAUUGUUUCAUUUUGUGUUAUUUUCUUGAUUAAUUCAAUAUUUUUAAGUAUCAUUAUUAUUAUAUUUCGUCUUGUCAAUAUUGUUUUGUGGGAAUUUUUCACUGAUAUAACCUGUAGUAAUUGUUUUUCUGGCAUUCAGGAUCAAAAAGUAAAAUAAACCAUAUUUCCGGCCAAAAAUAAAUAGCUAGUUGUCAAAAUGCUUCUUUGACUACUGAUAACGAAAUAGACUCGUCCGUUGCCACAACCAACUAUAACCCUGAUGCAGUCGAAAUGGCUAAAUAUAGCUCGGUAGUGGGACGAGCACCCCUUGAUGAGCCCCAGAUAAGCGUUAUCACUGGAUUAUAUUUCUUUGCAAAAUUGAUAACGCCCAGUAAAAUUUGUUCUACCAGUCCGAGGCCCACCGCGUUCGGGCCCAUUCGACCGUUUUUAGAAAAAAAAAUAAUGGCUGCCAACCACUGGUAUUAUUCAACCAGAAUUUUUUGAGAGAAAAUAAUAACAGAAUUGAGUAUUGACCACAUGAACAUGAUGCAAUGUUGUGAAAGCCAUAUAUAAAAUACAGUGUACUUGCAGUGUUAUUUCAAAGAUUAUAUAUUCUAAACAACUGAUUGACGCAUAGGUUUGUAUUCAUACUGAAUUUUUUUUUAUUAAUGUGCUUCGGCCGUUUUUGCCCCAAAUAUAAAUAACGCUUGCAUAUUCGAUUUCAUAU